Molecule: messenger RNA, 1177 nt
Organism: Leptopilina heterotoma
Lineage: Eukaryota; Metazoa; Arthropoda; Insecta; Hymenoptera; Figitidae
Product: queuosine salvage protein
Exons: 6
Coding region: 136-1146 (336 amino acids)
Source: RefSeq, a predicted model, not a curated record
UAAUAACAUAACCUCAAAACAUAAUAUAAAGAAUCUACAGAGUAGGCAAUAUUUUAAUGAUUUUAAUUAAUUAAUAAUUGUUUAAUAAUUUUCUAAACUUUUUUAUUAUUAUUCAAUAAAACCAAAGUGUUAAAAAUGGAAGAAAACAAAAGUUGUAUAACUUUAUUACCAAGAGAUUCGGCGAAAUUUAUAAGUCAACAUUCAAAGAAUGUUUUCAUUAACGAAAAAGGGGUGAAGGAUAUUUCAUGCUUGAUUCUCGAAGGAUUGAAGAGCGGAGAAAUCUCGAAGGAAAAUUUCUUCAAUCAUGAAUUUUUACCAAAAGAAUAUGACUCGAAAGUAAUUGAUUGGAUUUUCGUGCUAAAUACCUUGAAUUUUUGCUUCUGGAGGAAAAGGAAUGAUGUCCAUUGGGAAGUGAAGGGAGAAAGUGGAUAUUUUGCUCUAUGUGCUGCUGUUAAACGAAGUCUAGAGGAGGGGACUCCAAUUUUGGAUCCUGGUUAUUAUUCGAAAAUAACGAGAAAAGAGUUAGAGAAUAUUUUUCGAAGUGAUUCCGGUACGGUUCAGAUUCCUUUAAUUGAGGAAAGAGUGCAAAAUUUACAAGAGGUUGGAAAAGUUCUUCUUGAAAAAUAUAAUGGCACAUUUCUCGAAUGUGUUAAACAAUCAAAUGGAUCAGCAUUAAAAUUGUUAGAUAUUAUUGUCAAAGAUUUUGUUUGUUUCCGCGACGAAGGUGUUUAUCAAGACCAGAAAGUUUCAUUUUACAAGAGAGCGCAGAUAGUCGUUGCUGAUAUUUGGGCUUGUUUCAAAGGAAAAGGCUUGGGAAAUUUUCCUGAUCUUGAUGAACUGACGAUGUUCGCUGAUUAUCGAGUUCCACAAGUACUCGUACACUUUGAUGCCUUGAAUUACACUUCAUCUUUACUCAAUUCACUUGAAUCUGAAAUAGAAAUGAAAGCAGAUUCCGAGGAAGAAAUCGAAAUUCGAGGAUGUUCAAUCGAAGUUGUUGAGAGAAUUGUCAAGGAAAUUAAAACACAGUCACCAGAUUUGGACUGCAAUGCUAUUCAAGUGGAUUUUUAUUUAUGGUUUUAUCGAAGGCAACAUGCCCAGGAAUUAGAGAAAGUGCCUUUCCAUAAGGUCCGAACAAUUUAUUACUAAUUUUUUUUAUUAAUAAAUUCUCUAAGAAAAA